Sinocyclocheilus grahami is the source of this 1458-nucleotide messenger RNA. RefSeq names its product GTPase IMAP family member 7-like. Lineage: Eukaryota; Metazoa; Chordata; Actinopteri; Cypriniformes; Cyprinidae. Gene Ontology annotation, molecular function: GTP binding. The record is from RefSeq and is a predicted model, not a curated record. The transcript is spliced from 4 exons. The coding region runs from base 1 to 960 and encodes 319 amino acids.
AUGAAAACCUUGGCACAACACAGCUAUACAGAGAAAUUCAGACCAGCAGAUCUGCAAUGGAAGAUCCGGAAAAAUGAGACCAACACUUCAUGCAAUGCUGAAUCAGAGACAGAUGAGAUCCGGAUUGUCCUGAUCGGAAAGACAGGGGUUGGAAAAAGUGCAACAGGAAACACCAUCCUGGGAAAGGAAGUCUUUGAAUCCAAUAUUUCCGCUUCAUCUAUUACCCAAGACUGUAAAAAGAAAUCUAACAUUAUUAAUGGGAGAAAAAUCUCAAUUAUUGACACACCUGGUCUUUUUGACACAAGAAAAGAUAAAGAAAGUAAACAAAAGGUAAUGGAAGAAAUUAAGAUGUGUAUAUCUUAUUCUGCUCCAGGUCCUCAUGCCUUUCUAGUUGUUAUUAAAUUGGAAAGAUUCACAGAAGAAAAUGAAAAAACAAUAGAAUUUAUUGAAAGAUUAUUUGGUAAAGAUGCAAUACCUUAUACCAUGGCACUGUUCACUCAUGGAAAUCAACUUAAAGGGAAGAAUAUUGAAACAUUUGUGAGCGAAAAUUCAGAACUACAGAAUUUUGUCAGAAAAUGUGGGGAGCGCUGCUUUGUGAUUGACAAUGACAAACAGGAUAGAGCACAGGUUAUGCAGCUGCUAGACAAAAUUGAUGAAAUGGUUAGUAUUAAUGAUGGACAAUACUACACUAAUGAAAUGCUUCAGGAAGCAGAGAAAGCAAUUGAGGAGGAGAAACAACGGAUCAUGAAGGAGAAUGAAGAAGAGCGAAAGAGGGAGAUGGAGGCUCUAGAGCGUGAGAUUCAAAAUCUCGUGCAUGAAGAACAAGAGAAAAUGAAAAGGCAAUUAGCUAAGGAUCAGGAGGAACGGGCAAGAAUUGAAGCUGAGAACAACAAUUAUUUUAUUCGCUUUCAUCCGUUGAAAUUGCUUAUUGAUCUUGUCAAUUUUUUGUUUCCAAAUUAAACAGGUUGUUUCAUUUGAUUAUUUCCAUGUAUGCUUUACAGUAACAUAUCCCAGCAGAAGUUCAGAAGAGCAGAUGUUUAGAAACAAUUUUGUUUACAUAUUUUAACUCUAGUAUUAGGCCUACCUAUUAUGAAAGGUGCCCAAAAGUAUCAUACAGGGGGACGAAAAACUUAGAUUAUUCAAAACAUUUACAGAUGUGUCUCUGAUUUUCAACAACAAAUGUUUCUCCAAUUUUUUUUCUCAGUUUUUAAGACUAAUACAAUUUUAGACCAUUUCUAUAAUAGAGUAUGUACAAACUUUGCUGUGAAUGACCAUCUACAAUGGGCAUCCUUUUUAUUUACUCUGUAUGUUUUUUUUAUUUUUAAUCAAAAUAAAUUAAGAGUAUAUCCUGUGGGAUUAAUCCUUUGUUUUCCAGACUUAACUUUUCUAGAUACAGUCGUUCUGGUCUGUUUUGUUAAACUUGAAAAUGUAUCAGCCUUUUUAUUAUUAUGCCCUCAG